Molecule: messenger RNA, 844 nt
Organism: Photinus pyralis (common eastern firefly)
Lineage: Eukaryota; Metazoa; Arthropoda; Insecta; Coleoptera; Lampyridae
Exons: 2
Coding region: 31-690 (219 amino acids)
Source: RefSeq, a predicted model, not a curated record
ACAUGGUUUGGCUUUCUUUGUGAUAAGGACAUGCCAAAUGACCAACUCGAUACAAUGGAUAAUGCUAAUACGCAAAGGGAUCCUGAGGAAACUCGAGAAGAAUCAAACAAUGAUGAAUCUAUUGUCGAUGAACCCACAACGGUCGAAGAUGAACCACCGGAGUCUACUAAUACAACGAUGGCGUCUACAACUGCUACGGCGGUGUCUACGAGUACAGCGACGGUGCCUACUUCUAACAUGUACCAAGGUAGGAAAAGACAACGUCGCAAUGAUGCUGCUGAUACUGCACAAAAUCAAAUGCUAAUUGAUGCAUACUCCAUUUUGAAAAAGACAUCGGCUACUCCUACUGACCACUAUGAAACGUUUGGAAUGCAUGUUGCAAGUGAACUCAGGAAAUAUGACAGCAACACUCUUCCUCAUGUGAAGAGGGCAAUAUUAGAUGUGUUGUUCAGAGCAGAUAUCGGAGAAUUUACCCCCAAUCACAACGUCCGUAACACUGCUGGGUACUACAGUUCAAAUUUCACUACACCGACUUCGUCUCGAGAUAGUUACCCUCCAACUCCUACUCCUUCAAAUUCCCAAUGUAUACUUGUUCAGGACCUUGAUUCAAGGCCUCCACAACAAGAAGACACCUUAGUAACCUACUUGACUAACAUAAAUCCUGAAAUUUUAAAUCCUGAAGAAAUGUAAUAACAUGACAUGUUGUUAUAUGCAAGCUACAUUGUUUAACAUUACAAUAUAUUGAUUUUUUGAAGUAAAUUGUUUUCUUACCUUUAUGUAGUCCCUUAGGGCUUCAAUAAGUGCAUCACAUACUUCUGGAACAAUCACAGAUAUUCGUUGUUUG